This is a messenger RNA of Pseudomassariella vexata, 534 nucleotides long. Its product is annotated as transcription initiation factor TFIID 23-30kDa subunit-domain-containing protein. The record is from RefSeq and is a predicted model, not a curated record. Gene Ontology annotation, cellular component: SAGA complex; transcription factor TFIID complex; nucleus. Lineage: Eukaryota; Fungi; Ascomycota; Sordariomycetes; Amphisphaeriales; Pseudomassariaceae. The transcript is spliced from 2 exons. The coding region runs from base 1 to 534 and encodes 177 amino acids. Gene Ontology annotation, biological process: transcription initiation at RNA polymerase II promoter. Gene Ontology annotation, molecular function: RNA polymerase II general transcription initiation factor activity; promoter-specific chromatin binding.
AUGGCGCCCGACCCUUCCCAGCCUGAGGGAGAGGAGGAGGUGAACCCCCCGCCGCAGGAGGCCAAAAUGCCGACUCGGAAAGACAUCUCGCUGAAGGAGUUCCUGAGCAAGAUGGACGACUAUGCGCCCAUCAUCCCCGACGCAGUCACAAACUACUACAUGACGCGCGCCGGCCUCCCGCCUCCCCCGCAAACCGACCAGCGCCUCGCCCGGCUGCUUGCCCUCGCCACCCAGAAGUUCGUCGCCGAUAUCGCAGCCGAUGCGUAUCAGUACAGCCGCAUCCGCGCCUCCAACACGAGCGCCAAUAACCCCAUGGGCAACCUCGGCGCCGCGGCCGGUAUCCCGAUCCCUGGACAGACGCAACCCGGUGCCAAGGACCAGGGCCGGGGCGCGCCGCUGGGGAUCCAGCGCGCGGGUUAUGGUGGCGGUGGGCAGGGUGGUAGCCAGAAUCGCACCGUGCUUACGAUGGAAGAUUUGGGCAUGGCGGUUGGGGAGUAUGGCGUUAAUGUGAAGAGGAGCGAGUUUUACAGAUGA